AAGGCAGAGGCGGAGUUAUCGGAGGAGGAGGAGAAGGGCGGCGAGCUAUGGUCGGGGCGGGCGGGUGCUGCCUGCUCCUUGCCUCCGCCCUCGGGGAGGGGGAGGCCGGUGCCGGGCCGAGCAGCGGGUGAUGAUGGGGAAGAGGCGAGCGCAGCGCUGAGGGGCCGCGGGGCCGGAUGAGCGGCGGCGCGGCGCUGGCGGGGCGGGAGGAGGAGGAAGAAGAAGACGGAGAAGGAGAAGGAGAAGAAGAAGAAGAGGGGGCGACGGAGGCUGCCCUGAGGGGAAGGAGCCCCCCCGACCAUGGAGAUCGAGAACAUCGUGGCCAACACGGUGCUGCUGAAAGCCCGGGAGGGCAAACGAAGUGGGCGUAGCAAAAAAUGGAAAGAAAUGCUGAAGUUGCCGCCUGUUAGUCAUUGUGAAAGCAUUAGAUGCUCAAUCGAAAGAGAUUAUAACCAGCUCUGCGACAAACAGCCAAUAGGAAGACUUCUCUUCAGGCAGUUUUGUGACUCCAGACCAGACUUGAAAAGAUGCAUUGAAUUUCUGGACGCAGUGGCUGAAUAUGAGGUAUCUUCAGAUGAAAAGCGUAUAGACUGUGGCCUGAAAGUCUUAGAGACCUACUUCACUAAUGGGUCUGCAGCACACUUGCCAGAAAUACCUCAGGAAACAGUAAAUGAAUGUAAAGCAAGACUGGAAAAGAACCCUUCUAAAGACCUUUUUGUGGACUGUACCAGAAUUGUCCAUGAAUACCUAAGCAGGAGACCUUUUGAAGCUUACCAAGAAAGUGUGUUUUUUUUCCGUUUUUUACAGUGGAAAUGGCUGGAAAAGCAGCCAGUAACCAAGCACACAUUUAGGCAUUACCGAGUACUAGGCAAAGGUGGAUUUGGAGAGGUGUGUGCCUGUCAAGUACGGGCAACAGGAAAAAUGUAUGCAUGUAAGAAGCUAGAAAAAAAGAGAAUAAAGAAGAGGAAAGGUGAAUCAAUGGCUCUAAAUGAAAAAAGAAUUCUGGAAAAAGUGAAUAGUAGGUUUGUAGUUAGUUUAUCCUAUACAUAUGAGACGAAAGAUGCCCUGUGUUUAGUACUAACCAUAAUGAAUGGAGGGGAUUUGAAAUUUCACAUAUAUAACAUGGGAAAUCCUGGCUUUGAUGAAGAAAGGGCUAUUUUCUAUGCUGCAGAACUGUGCUGUGGUCUGGAGGAUUUACAGAAGGAGAGAAUUGUUUACAGAGACCUGAAACCUGAGAAUAUACUCCUUGAUGACUGUGGACACAUUAGAAUUUCAGAUCUUGGAUUAGCUGUGCAGAUUCCAGAAGGAGAAACAGUCCGAGGACGGGUUGGGACUGUUGGUUACAUGGCUCCAGAAGUGCUCAAAAACGAAAAGUAUACAUUCAGUCCAGAUUGGUGGGGUCUUGGGUGCUUGAUUUAUGAAAUGAUUGAAGGACAGUCGCCAUUUAGGAAGCAUAAGGAAAGGGUCAAACGGGAUGAGAUUGACCGGAGAGUAAAGGAAGACCAAGAAACAUAUUCAGACAAGUUCUCUGAGGAGGCAAAAUCCAUCUGCAGGAUGUUACUUGCGAAAAAUCCAGGUGAACGACUGGGCUGCACUGAAAAUGGAGCUGCUGUUGUAAAACAACACCCUAUUUUCAAGAAUAUUAACUUCAAGAGACUGGAAGCUAACAUGUUGGAGCCUCCAUUCUUGCCAGAUCCACGCGCCGUGUAUUGUAAAGAUGUUCUGGACAUAGAGCAGUUCUCAACAGUAAAAGGAGUGAACCUGGAUACUACAGAUGAUGACUUCUAUUCCAAGUUUGUUACGGGUUGUGUCUCAAUCCCUUGGCAAAAUGAGAUGAUUGAAACAGGAUGCUUUGAAGAUAUUAAUGCAUUUGAAACUGAUGGUACUGUGUCACCAGACAGAGAGAGGUCUCCUAAACCAAAGAGAGGCUUCUUUCACAGACUUUUUAGUGGAGAGGUCUGCUUUAAAUCUGAUUGCAGUGAUGACGAACAGGAGUCCUCCAGACUUUAAGUCAUUUUACUGUCAUCAGAAAGGAUGAGCAAACUUUAAAUGUUUUAUAUCUCUGUAGCAAAGUGUAUUAUAUAUAUUUUUUAUCUGAGUUCAAGAAUUUUUGUACAUUUGUACUUCAUUUGUUUUAAGAUGUAUAUUUUCACUAAAGCUUAAUUGUACAAAAAAACGAGUGCCAUUUGAGUGAGUGUGUUUCUGUAUGUAUUUCUUUUCUUUUUUUUUUUUCUCCCCAGUGGAAUGAAUCUAGAAAUACUAAAAGGAUUUUAAAGCACAGAGAUAAUACCCAUGGCAUAAAUUUUACUUGACUUUAUGCUUCUGGUAAAACUCUUCUUGUUCAUUAGGACCUUUAUUAGCUGUUUUUCUUAACAGCAAAGUUACUGUACUGAUAAAUUUUGUAAUUCUGUUGUUAUCUGGCAUCAUGGCAGUGCUAUAAUCUAAUGCAUCUCUCAAGAAACUGCUAAGGGAAAAAAAGGAAUUCAGUGCACUGUGGCCAGCUAUUAUGAAAUGCUCUUUACUUUUCAGAUCUGAUAAUUGCCUUGGUCUGUACUUACUUUUUUAUAGAAUUCUGGGCAUUUAGCUUAAUCUUGUAACAAACUGUACUUACUUAUUCUUCUCCUUUCUACCUGUCUUAUACAUUCUCUCCAUACGUUUACCCUCUACAUGCAAGUAGACCUAUGCCAAAAUUUUUAUAUUUUUUAGUACUUUGCCCUUACUAAAAGGAUUUCUUUUUACCCGUGGGGACUCAUUUUUAUUUUUUCCUGCAAAUGAAAUUGUUUACAACUCCAUGUAGGAUGUUAUGGUUUUAUGACGGGUCAAAAAACAAAGCACAGGCUCUUCUUUAAUACCUUCUUCCCUGCUUAUUACAUUGUAAUGUGCAAUGUUGUAGCAUUGGCAGUAAUCACUGCCACUGAGGGAAGGACAAGGUAGUGUUAAGUAUAGAAUUUAAUCAUGUAAAUAAUCUUUGCUUAUAACCUUUAAAAACUUACACAUUAAACCUGCUUUUAUGGUCACUUAACAGAGAUGUGGAGCUGGUAUUGAAGUUUUAGUUAAGAUUACCUUACGUUCAUUCGUAAAACUGUUUCCAUUCUCUUGGAAACUUGUCAAACAUUCAUUCUUCUGGGCUCAAAGCAUGCCAGACUUUAUUUUGUAAGGCUUUGAGUAAAGCAAUUUAUCUGUGUAUGAGAAUAAAUUCAGGGAACACACAUAAGAGCCUUGUCUGUUUUCAAAAUUUCAAUUAGAGUAUUGAAAUCUAAUGGAAUGUUCUUGGAGUUGGAGAUAGGACUUUUGUUAUAUAUUAUGUUCUAUAUUCUGAAGAUUGUCUCCACUGAGCAGGCAUUUUUUUCCCGUCUCUAGAGCUGCGGUCAGACUGCAUAUGUUUUAUAUGCACAGACCAACUGAAUAUCUCUCUACCUCAAUAGGUUUUUGCUUGUGAUCCACUGACCCACUGGGAGAAACUUAAGCUACUUCUGAAAGGCUCUGAUGAUAUAUUUGAUCGUUAAGCCUAUUGUCAGGUGUAAAUUCACAGUAUUUUGUCUCUAGUGACAAAUGUUUUAGUUUGUUACAAUUUGAAAUAAGUUGGAAAACCGGUGCUGUAUGGAAUUCUGCUGGGAUUGAGCUAGUAUCAAUCUGAAAUUAUUCCUCUUGGAUAUUGUGGCACAGAAAUGCAGAAUGACUCUUCUCAUGUGUUUUUGGUGCAUGUUUCCUGAUGUCUAAAAUGGCACAGAGGACAGCAAAAUGACUACCAUGGCAAGUACAAAGAGAAAUUGUUGGGAGGGGAGUUUGAAUAAAUUACUGGAUGACAAGUCUGAUGCAAUAGUGGAAGGAUGGGAGACUUCACAGAAAGAAAUAUCUGCAGUAAGGGUGUUGGCUAGAACCAUUAUGUGUGAGACAGUGAGUUGCCAUGGUCUGACCUGACCCUCCUUAUUAUGUACCACAAAAAGACCUGACCCUCUUUAUUAUGUACCACAGUAAUAGAAGGAAUCUAAAAAGAUGGGAAUGGAGAAAUAGAGAAGUAACAAAAGUGUUUUAUAAAUACCUACCCAGUUGGGCUAUUGAUCAUGUUUCUCUUUUCAACAGGCUUUAUUUUUUAAGAUCUUAGGUUUACCGUUUUGAGGCAAAGGUGACAGUGUAUUGACACUAGACAUGUGGAGUGACAGUCUGGAUUUAAUGCCCGCUUAGAGCAACUUGAAAUUUGGUCAAGAAUACCAAGGACACAAGCUGGGUAAUUUUUAUGAGGAAAAUAUAGGAAUUGGCUUUCACAAAUAUAGAAAAUCUGAAAUUAAAUUUAAUGUGCACUUCAAACCUUCUUUUCAUUUUGGAGAGAGAUGGAUUUUAAUUAAAGAAAAAAAAAGGGCAUGUGUGUGGGGAAUCAGCCCACCAUUUUGGAGUGCUGAGGCUUAACACUUAUUCUCCAGGGAUCUGUGAAGAAAAGAGACUAGAUGAAGAGAAAAGGCAAGUCAUUCCUAAGAGCUGGUUCCUUCAAUUAUUUAUACAUCUGCUGUUCUGGACAAGGUACUCUGACCAUGCAACAAAGUGUUUUUUUGUGUGUGUGUUUUUAUGAUGCUUUCAUUUCACAAGUUUUCCCUUGUGUUAUGAAUAAUACUAUUGAUUGGUUGGUUUGUUCUUGAGGGUAACUACAUGUUUGCUAUUUUUUUUUUUUUUUGCCAGUAGGGUCAAGAUGGCAUUUUUCAACGUAAAAGUUUGUUCCUUUUGUCAUUCAAAUGACCUUACUCUUUGCACAACUAACUAACCUUAUGUAAUAAUAAUAAACACAUUAAAGCUGUUGCCAUCUGUGCAAGUAUCAAAGUAUUAAAAUAUAAUCAAUUAGAAAAGACGUACAAGCACAUGAUGACUAAAUAUUGUCUAAUGUGAAUCCCCUGAUGAAUUAGAAAGGACAAGAAAGUAAAAUCAACAUCAUUCUCUUUAUACGGUACAUAGAGAUUAAGAUGUUAUGCUGUGUAAUCUAAGGCGAUUAAUAUUGCUUAAAUGUCUACUGGAGUAUUAUUAGCUUGGAGAUUCAUUUUGAAAGUGCAUAAAGGGGUAAGGAGAAGGGAGAGCACAUGGAAGUGAAAUAUUGUGGUUUGAUAAACGUAAUAUGAAGUUUGCUCUUGAUUUUUUGUAGGAUGCAACUGAGACAAAAAAGGGGGAAGGCAGCAGGCUGUGAUUACUCAUGAUGUAGCCUUUUAUUUCCACGAGGCUGUGAUUAAAAAAAAAAAAAAAAAGUCAUUCUGUAUGCCUUCAUUAUAGCUCCAUGAAUUCAGGUUCCAGAUCCAGGUUACAAUGUUCUAAUCGCAGUGAGACAAUCCCACAGCCCAAGUGCUUUGUUCUAUUGGUGCAAGAUACGGAAAGAUCUAUGAAUUUGAUGGAGUUAUUUGCAUGAGAUCAAUCUCUCUUUUCUGUGGCUUGUGUUUUCAAGCAUUUGUGUAUGUAAGUCUUAAUGUCUGCUUGCGCAUACCUCAUCAAUCUAUAUAGAGAGCUCAAAAUUGAAACUGUGAAACAAUGUACCAGGAUAUUAUUGGCUUUCUUAAUGCUUUUAAAUGUUGUGAUCAACAGAAUAGAAUCUUCAUGCCUCAGGGUUGAUUUCUUUCUUUAAAAGAAAUUGUCACCUUUUUUUCCUUGUUGUAGUGUUCAUAAUAAAGAUGUUAUAAUCUAGAAAGGAUACCAACAAAAGAGUCUCAGUUGAAGAAAAGAGGACAAAAAUAAUUACUGUAUAAUCAUAAAUAGGAAAACUGGUGUGUCAAUAACAGAGAUAGUUCGUAGUAUAUCUUAGCCUUUAGAAGAUGUUGCAUAUUCAAAUAAUCUUUAAAACGAUAUAUCAUUUUUUAAUUUUAAAGCAAUCUCAGAAUAAAAUUGUCUGAUUUGAGAAAUCAGUGAUAGAAGCUAUUAAAAACAAAUAAAAAUCCAUUUUUAUAGUGCACUUUGAUUAUUUUUCCAAGUAUACAGAUGUAAGAAAUUUCUCAUUGCCAUUUGUACACAUGAAGAAUACUAGUUCAGUUGCAAAAUUCUGAUUUAUCUGCCGGCUCUGAUGAAUUUUAAUAAGUCAGAAAGUAUCUUUCACAAUUCUCAGACAAAAUCUGAUACAGAUUAUAUUUGUAGUCAUGAUAAGCAAGAGAUCUUAUUUCACAAAAGAUUCGAUAUUCAAUUGUAACAAGUUAAUAAAAUAAGUCAACGGAAAUAAUAUUAUUUACUAUGGUUGACUACUUGAUAUUAUACUAAUUUAACAUUGGAAUUAUCACCUUCAUUUUUGUGUAGAUUUUCAGAAAGUACAUACUUCAAGACAUACUAAAAAGGGAUUUAAAAAAAAAAAAGGAAAGUAAUGUUAAGCUAAAUUUAUGUUUACUUUACUUUGAUUUGAUUUACCUGCUUGACUCAUUUUGGUGGUGAUGAUGUCUUCUGCUGAGUGUACAAUUCUUUUAUUUCAUACUUGUUUUUAUGGUGUAACUCAAGUUUUGCACAUGGCAUGUAGGUAGCCUUUCUCUCAUGUUCCACACGUGUCCAAAAUACCAGAAUUCUUUCCAAGUAUAACGAUGUUGGCUGUUAAAUGUGAUGUAUUAGUUUCAGAAUCUCCAAACCACUGAAUUGUUCUUGUAUGAGCUGUUUUCCUGGAUGUUCUAUCACUGUUAUUCCUGAAAUAAAAGCAAAACACUGCCACAUAUCUCAACC
This is a messenger RNA of Cygnus olor (mute swan), 6669 nucleotides long. RefSeq names its product G protein-coupled receptor kinase 4 (gene GRK4). NCBI's taxonomy places the organism in Eukaryota, Metazoa, Chordata, Aves, Anseriformes, Anatidae. The record is from RefSeq and is a predicted model, not a curated record. Gene Ontology annotation, cellular component: cytoplasm. Gene Ontology annotation, molecular function: ATP binding; G protein-coupled receptor kinase activity. Gene Ontology annotation, biological process: protein phosphorylation; regulation of signal transduction; signal transduction.